Messenger RNA from Penicillium cosmopolitanum, 243 nucleotides. RefSeq lists its product as uncharacterized. Bases 1 to 243 code for a protein of 80 amino acids. NCBI's taxonomy places the organism in Eukaryota, Fungi, Ascomycota, Eurotiomycetes, Eurotiales, Aspergillaceae. The transcript has a single exon. The record is from RefSeq and is a predicted model, not a curated record.
AUGGUUUGGGAGUUGGCUUGCCCGUUCCCCAGACGUUUCCGUUUAUUCCGGAAGGACGAAUCUGCUACUGGGGGGGGUUGGGGCGGCUCUCUUAUGAUUAUGGAUCGCGAUCGUCGGAUGACCAUUGGAUACGCCAUGAAUAACAUGGGCUCUGCUGUUAUUGGAAAUGAUCGAUCACAGGAAUAUGUCGAAGAGAUCUAUAAGAUCCUCGAUACUUUGGGUUCUUCACCAUUCUCGGGAUAA